UGUUUAACUGAGUUUGGAUCACAAAAUAGGGACAUAGGGCAAAGUAUUUUUUUUCUUAUUUAUGAGUUUAUUAAUAGGAAAGGAUUUACAAAGAUAUGUUUGUGUAUUUAACAAACCACUGUUUAGGAAAAAGAUAAAAUUAAUGCGCUAAGGAUUACCCUAGAAAAUUCAGUGCAUGUUCAUCUCUACUGAGAGGAAUACAUUCUUAUGGGGGCGGGGGAAGUGCAGGCAGGGAGUAGACUAGCUGGUGUCAAAGUGCAUCAUGUGUUCAGGGAAAGGCAAGAGCAGACCUGCUGGCAGGAAGGGGCUCUUGGGGAGAGAGGCAGUAGAUGAGGUAGGAAGAGGCUGAGAUAAAUAGGAAGGUUCUGAGUCAUCACAGCAGGCAGAGUCCACAGAGCUGCUUCCAGGAGUGGAGGUGGACUGAAUGGUGCCCACUGGGGGGAGAAUUAUGCUGGAAGCUGGGGGAGUUGCGUUGAGGAAGGUGAGACAAGAGGCAGGGAGAACAGUUGAAGACUUUGUAAUAGUCCAGGUGAGAAGAGACUGGGGCAGAAGCUGAUGGAGAGAGGGACAGCUCUGAUACCAUCCAGAACUGUGCCUUCUCCUUCAGGAAGCUAUGAGUAAGCAAUCAUUGUGGGGUGGAAUCAUGUGAGGUCUGUCCUGAGAGCCCGUAUCUCACUGACCAUCUGCCUCCUCAAGGGCAAAAGCCAUGUCAUGGUGCCCUCUGCUUUCCCAGUGCCCACCUUCAUACCUGGCACAUUGAGGACAAUUAAUGUUUGGUGAUGGAAAGGAGAACAGUGGCCUUGGGAUGCAAAUCAGAUGGUUUCACUUACUUGCUGAGUGGCCUUGGGAAGGUUAUUUAACCCCUCUGAACCUCAGAUUUCUCAUCUAUAAAAGAGGACUAGCUAUCCAUCUAACACAGACUUCUUAGCAGUAACUUGAAAGAAAAUUCUUUGCAAACUGCAAAGUACAGUAACAAAAUAAUACAGAACAGAAUAAGACUUUUAAGAUAAAAUGGGAUAAAGUAUUCAAGGCUAGCUCUGCUUCCAGACUGAGAGAAGAUGAGUGGGUAAAGCCACCAGGGGGGUCCCACAGUUGGGCCUAACACUGUUACAUCCAGCCAUCAUUAGAUCAGCAUUCCUUGAAGACACACAUGACCUUUCACUCCUUGAUGUUUCAGAAACUGAAGCCCCACAUCUUCACUGUGGGUGAACAGACCUACAGGAAUGUCAAGAGCCUGAUUCAGCCAGUCAACCAGUCCAUCGUUGUCAGUGGAGAGAGUGGUGCUGGAAAGACAUGGACUUCCCGUUGCCUGAUGAAGUUCUAUGCUGUGGUGGCUGCCUCACCUACAUCCUGGGAGAGCCACAAGAUUGCAGAGAGGAUCGAGCAGCGCAUCUUGAACUCCAACCCUGUCAUGGAAGCUUUUGGGAAUGCGUGCACGCUGAGGAAUAACAACAGCAGUCGCUUUGGGAAGUUCAUCCAGCUCCAAAUGAACAGGGCCCAUCAGAUGACUGGAGCUGCAGUCCAGACCUACCUCCUAGAGAAAACUCGCGUGGCCUGCCAGGCCUCCAAUGAGAGGAACUUCCACAUCUUCUACCAGAUCUGCAAAGGAGCCAGUGCAGAUGAGAGGCUCCGGUGGCACCUCCCCGAGGGAGCCGCCUUCUCCUGGCUGCCCAACCCAGAGAGGACCUUGGAAGAGGAUUGUUUUGAGGUGACCAGAGAGGCCAUGCUUCAUCUUGGCAUCGACACCCUCACCCAGAACAACAUCUUUAAGGUCCUGGCUGGACUGCUGCACCUCGGCAACGUCCGGUUUGCUGACUGUGAGGAUGAAGCCCAGCCCUGCCAGCUGAUGGACGAUGCCAAGGGCUCUGUCAGAACAUCGGCCUCGCUGCUCUGGCUCCCGGAGGACCCACUGCUGGAGACACUGAGGAUCAGGACCAUCAGGGCGGGCAGGCAGCAGCAGGUGUUCCGGAAGCCCUGCUCCCUAGCCGAGUGCGACACCCGCAGAGACUGCCUGGCCAAACUGAUCUACGCACGGCUGUUCGACUGGCUGGUAUCGGUGAUCAACAGCAGCAUCUAUGCGGCCCCCGACUCCUGGACCACUUUCAUAGGCCUGCUGGAUGUGUACGGCUUUGAGUCGUUCCCUGACAACAGUCUGGAACAGCUGUGCAUCAACUAUGCCAAUGAGAAGCUGCAACAGCACUUUGUGGCUCACUACCUAAAGGCUCAGCAGGAGGAAUACGCACUGGAGGGCCUGGAGUGGUCAUUUGUCAACUACCAGGACAACCAGACCUGUUUGGACCUCAUCGAGGGGACCCCCAUCAGCAUCUGCUCCCUCUUAAACGAGGAAUGCCGCCUUAACCGGCCAAGCAGUGCAGCCCAGCUCCAGACACGCAUUGAAAGUGCUCUGGCAGGCAGCCCCUGCCUGGGUCACGACAAGCUCAGCCGGGAGCCCAGCUUCAUUGUGGUGCAUUACGCGGGGCCUGUGCGGUACCACACCGCAGGCCUGGUGGAGAAGAACAAGGACCCUGUGCCCCCUGAGCUGACCAGGCUCCUGCAGCAAUCCGAGGACCCCCUGCUCAAGGUGUUGUUUCCUACUGACCCAGAAGAGAAGUCCCAGGAGGAGCCUUCUGGCAAGAGCAGAACCCCUGUGUUGACUGUGGUGUCCAGGUUCAAGGCCUCCCUGGAACAGCUUCUGCAGGUUCUGCACAGCACCACGCCCCACUACAUUCGCUGCAUCAAGCCCAACAGCAAGGGCCAGGCACAGACCUUCCUCCGGGAGGAGGUCCUGAGCCAGCUGGAGGCCUGUGGUCUCGUGGAGACGAUCCACAUCAGUGCCGCCGGCUUCCCCAUCCGGGUCUCUCACCGGAACUUUGUGGAACGGUACGCGUUACUGAGGCGGCUCCGUCCUCGCACAGCCCUGGGCCCCCAGAGCCCGUCUCUUAAUGAAGGGCGCUCAGAAUGGUCUCCACAGGCCGCGGAGGCCGCGCUGCAGCCUCUGCUCCAGGACAUCCUCCGCACUCUGCCCGCUCUGCCUGGGGCAGCAGCCACAUCUGGCGACCCGGUGGAGGCCACGCCAGCCACAGUGCACUGUGGCAGGACCAAGGUGUUCAUGACGGACUCCACGCUGGAGCUCCUGGAACGCAGGCGUGCCCAGGUGCUGGAGCAGUGUGCCCGCUGCAUCCAGGCUGGCUGGAGGCGACACCGGCAUCGCAGGCAAGAGAGGCAGAGGCAGGCUGCCGUGCUCAUCCAGGCAGCCAUUCGCUCCUGGUUAACUCGGAAACACGUCCAGAGGCUGCACGCAGCUGCCACAGUCAUCAAGCGCGCAUGGCAGAAGUGGAGAAUCAGAAUGGCCUUCCUUGCUUCUAAAGAACUGGAUGGUGUGGAAGAAAAACACUUGUUUCAAGCUCCCGGUUCCCCAAGCUCCUUCCCGCUGCCCCAGGCACAGAGCUGGCUCCCGGGGGCAAUAAUCCGCCUCUGGCCCCUGGGACUGGUCCUGGCCAAUGCAGCCGUGGGCGUGCACGGCUUCCAGAGGAAACUGGUGGUCUGGGCCUGCCUCCAGCUCCCCACCAGCAGCCCCCGGAGCUACACUGUCCAGACAGCACAAGAGCAAGAUGGUGUCACGUCCAUCCGAGCACUGCCUCAGGGCUCGAUCAAGUUUCACUGCAGAAAGUCUCCGCUGCGCUAUGCUGACAUCUGCCCUGAACCUUCGUCCGACAGUGUUACUGGCUUUAAUCAGAUUCUGCUGGAAAGACACAGGCUGGGCCACGUGUGAUCUCUUCUCACCUUCUGUCCUCACCUGGCUGGGCAACCUGUGGUGCCUUUGUUUCUACAAUGCCUUUCCUGCCAGCUGCCUUGCCAAAGACAUUCAAUCAACACAUAGCUGCCAAACUACUCCCAGUGACUCCCAGGCCUGUGAGAGUGAUGGCUCCUGCCCGCCUGUGGGCCAGGGCUGUGCGGUCCAUCACCAGUGGGGCCUGGGGCUCCAGCCUCCAUCUCAAGCACUGACAGGUGUCAGGGUUAGUAGUUCCCAGACCAAGAUUAAGAAACAGCAGGGCCACAUUUUAACUACAUUCGUGGAGCCAACUGCAAUCAAACAAGAUUGAGAGUUGUCUGUCACUACAGUGGGGUACCCUCCACUCUGAUUCCCCACAAACAGAACAAGCAGCCUGAGAUCAGCUCUAAAAUUUUGGCUGGGGAAAUUCUGUGUUUAGUUCCUUUAAAAGGAACAAAACUUUACUAUUUAAUAUGUUGUUGAUUUAUUUAAUUUGAAGCAAUUAAAUUAUGAAUCAAGGAUGAUGAACAAUGCAACGUACCACAGAACCACACCUUGAUUUUAUUUAGUAACACUGAGCAAGUUUUCACUCAAACAAGUGUGAAACUUGAUAAAUUAUCUCACGAUAUCUACCUUAACUGUACCAAAAAUAAAUAACUUAAAAACAA
Myotis brandtii (Brandt's bat) is the source of this 4440-nucleotide messenger RNA. RefSeq names its product myosin XIX (gene MYO19). The record is from RefSeq and is a predicted model, not a curated record. Gene Ontology annotation, molecular function: actin filament binding; microfilament motor activity; ATP binding. The transcript has 22 exons. Lineage: Eukaryota; Metazoa; Chordata; Mammalia; Chiroptera; Vespertilionidae. Gene Ontology annotation, cellular component: actin cytoskeleton; cytoplasm; myosin complex. Bases 1151 to 3772 code for a protein of 873 amino acids. Gene Ontology annotation, biological process: actin filament organization; vesicle transport along actin filament.